Messenger RNA from Jaculus jaculus (lesser Egyptian jerboa), 6449 nucleotides. RefSeq names its product TUB bipartite transcription factor (gene Tub). The transcript has 14 exons. NCBI's taxonomy places the organism in Eukaryota, Metazoa, Chordata, Mammalia, Rodentia, Dipodidae. Gene Ontology annotation, cellular component: cilium. Gene Ontology annotation, biological process: protein localization to cilium. Bases 97 to 2034 code for a protein of 645 amino acids. The record is from RefSeq and is a predicted model, not a curated record.
UCUGGGCUGGAAGAGUGUGAGAGGGAGAUGAGAUUGGCAGAAGGGGUUCCGUGCCCCAGGUAGACUGUGGGGGAGGCUGUUAGCCUGGCUGCCGCCAUGGUGAUGAAGGGAGACACCCGAGUGCCUUCAUGUGCAGCCCGAAGCAGGACCAGUCCCCAGACUCACUCUACCCACUGGCAGGCAUGGGGCCAGCACACCUUUGCCUUCUCUCUGGGCUGGCACUCUUUCACCCAGACAGGGAUUUUGUUCCCAGGAGGCACUCCCCGGCCCAUGGGAUCUCGGCAUUCAAAGCAGAACAAGAAACCUGGGCCCCUGAAACGAGGCCACCGAAGAGACCGGAGAUCGUCCCGGAGGAAGUACUGGAAAGAAGGAAGGGAGAUCGCUGGGCCUGGGGAAUCAAGCACCAAUGUGAAGCUGAAGAGAGUCCUGGAGACAGGGGGCAGUGACACCGAGUCUGUCCAGGCCACGCCCGUGGCUGGGGUGUGGCCCUGGGCCUGGGGAGGGUCGCUGUUUGAAAGAAGGAUGCAACUUUAUAAAAUGACUCCUGUCCUAGACGAUGAGGGCAGUAACCUGAGGCAGCAGAAGCUUGACCGGCAGCGGGCCCUGCUGGAGCAGAAGCAGAAGAAGAAGCGCCAGGAGCCCCUGAUGGUGCAGGCCAAUGCGGACGGGCGGCCCCGGAGCCGGCGGGCCCGGCGGUCCGAGGAGCAAGCCCCCCUGGUGGAGUCCUACCUCAGCAGUAGCGGCAGCACCGGCUACCAAGUUCAAGAGGCCGAGUCACUUGCCAGCGUGCAGCUGGGAGCCACCCACCCACCAGCACCAGCACCAGCCUCUGCCAAGAAAAGCAAGGCAGCGGCCACAUCAGGGCUCCAGGGAGGGGCCUCCAAGCAGGAGAAGAAGGGAAAGCACAAAGGGACCAGCGGGCCUGCAGCCCUGGCAGAAGACAAGGCUGAGGCCCACGGCCCCGUGCAGAUCCUCACUGUGGGCCAGUCAGACUACGCUCAGGACGCAGGGGAGACAGCAGCCGGUGGGGGCGCACGGCCCAGCGGGCAGGACCUCCGUGCCACGAUGCAGAGGAAGGGCAUCUCCAGCAGUAUGAGCUUUGAUGAGGAAGAGGAGGAUGAGGAUGAGAACAGCUCUAGCUCCUCCCAGCUAAACAGCAACACUCGCCCCAGCUCAGCCACUAGCAGGAAGUCAGUCAGGGAGGCAGCCUCAGCCCCCAGCCCAACAGCCCCAGAGCCACCUGUGGAUGUUGAGGUGCAGGAUCUUGAGGAAUUUGCAUUGAGGCCAGCCCCACAGGGUAUCACCAUCAAAUGCCGCAUCACUCGGGACAAGAAGGGCAUGGACCGGGGCAUGUACCCCACAUACUUUCUGCAUCUGGAUCGUGAAGAUGGCAAGAAGGUGUUCCUCCUGGCGGGAAGGAAAAGAAAGAAGAGUAAAACUUCCAAUUACCUCAUCUCUGUGGACCCAACAGACUUGUCUCGAGGAGGGGACAGCUACAUCGGGAAAUUGCGGUCCAACCUGAUGGGCACCAAGUUCACCAUUUAUGACAAUGGUGUCAACCCUCAAAAGGCGUCAUCCUCCACUUUGGAAAGCGGAGCCCUGCGUCAGGAGCUGGCGGCUGUGUGCUAUGAGACAAACGUCUUGGGCUUCAAGGGGCCUCGGAAGAUGAGUGUGAUUGUUCCCGGCAUGAACAUGGUUCACGAAAGAGUCUCGAUCCGUCCCCGCAAUGAGCACGAGACGCUGCUGGCACGCUGGCAGAACAAGAACACGGAGAGCAUCAUCGAGCUGCAGAACAAGACGCCGGUGUGGAACGACGACACGCAGUCCUACGUUCUCAACUUCCACGGGCGCGUCACGCAGGCCUCUGUGAAGAACUUCCAGAUCAUCCAUGGCAAUGACCCGGACUACAUCGUCAUGCAGUUUGGCCGGGUAGCGGAAGACGUGUUCACCAUGGACUACAACUACCCACUGUGCGCGCUGCAGGCCUUUGCCAUCGCCCUGUCCAGCUUCGACAGCAAGCUGGCCUGCGAGUAGCGGCCCCCCCUCGGACCCUUUCGGGGUGGCCCAGCCUGGAGUGGAGCCUGCCUGCCUGCCCACCUGCCUGCCUGUGGAGACAGCCCAUGCCAACCUCUGUUCCUAGGCCUUCUGCCCGACGAAGCUGUGGCCCUCAGCAGGCUCCCUGGCCCGGCCAACGAGGGACCGGCUGCUCUACCGUCGCCGCGGAGGCGAGGCAGCAGCAAGUGGGUGUGAAGGGACGAGAGUAGUUCUGUGCCCCCAGAUCACGUGCCCUUCUUUUGGGUCAGUCCUCUGCUUCAGCCGUGUCGGCCACACUGAGCAGCCGCUUUAGCCAGAAGAGGCACAGAGGGGAGCAAGCACAAGCCGGGCCGCCGCGGCCCAGCAGCCCACUCGGCCAGGAGUCAGGACAGUGGUGCACCAUGGGGCUGUAUGUGUCCAUGUGUAGGCCACAUGACCUUCAAGUAGCAACGGGCUUGAUGGCCAGCAGAAAGCCCUCCUACUUCAAAAGGGCCCAUUCAGGUGUGAGGGGGUGUCCCUUGUAUCAGCUUGGGGGACAGGUGAGUGGCAGGACCUUGCCGGAAGUGCAGGGGCCUGGCUAAGUGUGGCUGUAGGGAUCAGCCGACGCCUGAGAGUCUGAGCUCAUUUGUCAUUCCAGAUUUGCACUGUGGGGCAAGGGGGACCCAGCUCUCAAGGCCAAAUGUCUCAGUGGUUAGGGGGCCUACAGGGGGUGCCCAUGCAGGCUCCCUGCAGCAAAGCUGUCCUAAGAGACCUGCCAACUGUCCCAGCAGCUUUUAGCUGAACAGCCCCAGUACAACACAUGAGAUCCAUAGGUGGGGGUACCCGUCACCAGCCCUUGCUGGCUGAGGACCAUUACCAAGUCAUGCUGCGCUUCAGGAAGAAUGUGCUCUCCGAAGGGACCAGCUCUGGGUGGUCUGACUGUGUCUCAGCUCCCAUCGUUGCUAACCAAGCUGUGGCCGGUGAGGGCAAUGUGUGGGGCUCCCCUUGGGCUAGGAGAGCAGAGGGUAUUUCCGGAGCACAAGAGGUCAGAGGUGGCAGGACUCUUAGGGAUCCACAUAACUUCGGUGAAUCUCAUUGAGACAAUGGGACUUGUCCUGGUGACGUAGCUGGUUAAUGGCAGAGUUUAGAACCUCAAGUUCUCUUUAUUUCCUUAUUCCCACAACUUCCCAAGAAACUAGACCCUCCAGCUGUCUGGGGUCCAUUCUGCAUGCCCUUUCCCUUCUCUGGUUCCAGAGACUUAGGAACUGACGUCACAGUUUUUGUAUAAGAUGGAGACAUUUCAGUAGGGAAUCAGGCAGUUGUGAUGGUAGUUAGUGGGUUUCUGCACACCACUGUGAUCAAGCCCACCCGUCUGCGGGCUGCAGGCCCUGAACAGGCCUCAGUAAGGCGGCUGCCAGCUUGUGUGGGAAGGUGUAGCAGGCAGCCUUAACCGGGCUGCCCUGCCUGUUGCCUCUCUCACUGCCUCUGCCACUCUCCCUGGAUGGCGCCCCCACCCUGCCGGAUUGGGAACUGGACUCUGGCCUGCUUGUCCUUUGCCUUGGCAGAGGCUGCCUGAUGAGGUGGAAAUGAGAAAUCUGUGGGAAGCAAGUAGCAUUGGGGCCUUGCUUUAGAGUAGACAUGCUUGUAUAGGCUGAGUAGACAUUUUUUUUAUUUUUAGAACUCUGGGGUCAGGCUGUGUGUACGUAAGGCUUUACAGGGAAGAUGCUAUUUUGACAUAGGUAUACGUACUGCGUGCGCGCUCGUUUCUUUGUAGUGCAGAUUUUCAUGUUGAAUGCUUUUGGCCAGGCACACAGGUCAUAGCAGGAUCUGACCACACCUGAGCUGUACGGCUCUGAGCGGCCUCUUCAGUGAGCUAGCCUCUGUCCACACAGUCUACUUUCUAGAAGGCACUAGGACUUUCUGUGCUGGGGCUGGCCUCUCCUGAUACAGGAGUGUGGUGCCAUUUCCUUUCCAUAGUGAGCCUGCUUGCCUACUUUUCUUCCUACCUGAGAAACUUGUUGGCAGGACAGGGGAUGGAGACUCACUGAGUUCUAGUCUGGUGCAGCUGUAUGGAACAACAGGCCGAUCUGGAGUCCGAUGAGAGAGACCGGGUGGUAGGGUAGACACCCUUGGCCUCCGCUCUGCUUUAGCACACAGCAAGGGUGGGCUAGCUGGGAGCAGGAAGCAGGCUGAGCAUUGUCACCUGGCUGUGGAGAAGAGCAGCCCAGUCACCUGCGUAAGCCCAGCCUCGCGAGGUCGCUCUUAAGACUGUGCCUCUGGUGAUGCUGCCUUACCUUGACCACUGGCCCUGUGGCCACAGGCUCUUGGACUCACAGAGCUGCCAGGGCCCUGGGUUUAGCCUCCCCCACAGUUUUUCACGUCCUCUGCCCAGUCGUUCUCUGACUGGCCAGUGAAUUGGUGAUGGGAAGAGCAGUCCGUACAGGGUGUUGGGCAGCUGGGACCUUGGGCAGCUCCUCUAACUGCUGUCAGUACCCCUCCCCCCAAAACUCUCCACCCUCUGCUCCAAAACUGUUCCUCUGCAGAGUGGUGAUGUUCAUCUCCCUGACUCUCCUCCAAGUCUAGCUUGUCUUCACUUCUGGCUCCAAGGUGCUCUGUGUCCAUCUGUGUGUCUGUCUGCAUGUCCGUGUGCGUGUGUGUCUGGGGAAAAUGGGACUCUACAAUCAACUGAAGUUUCUGAAGAUCUGUUUCCGAGGACGAGAAGGAAGGAAGGAGGAGGCAGCCGCGGUCACCCGCAGCUCAGUCCCUUCACUUCACGGGCUGUGAACAGAAGGUGCCCGCGGGGAACUGCCAGCUCCUUUCCCCCCAGGGUUCUGAACAGGAAGAGCCCAUUCAAGGAAGUUGUCUUUCAGUUCUCACUUAAUAUCACCUGGAGACAUUGUUGCCACAUGCAUCCUUUUAGGUGAAUCUGAACAUUCUCUAGUAACGGUGCCUUAACAAUCAUGACACUGGUUUAGAGGAAGCACGUAAGGUCCAGACCAACGGUGGAGACAGGUGUUGGGAGCCAGGGGUGUGGCGACAGGCUCCAUGUGAGCUCUCAGCGCCUAUUACCUUCAGUGACAAGUAGGGUAACAGGAUUAUAGAGGCAAAGUUUUCCCUCAUUCUAGAAAAAAAAAAGGCUCUCUGCCUCUAAUCGACUUCCUCUUUAUUUAAAGGUACUUGUAAGUUUAACAGGGAUAUGACUGCUAAGAAAAAAGCACCCAUGCUUUGCUCAGAUGGGGUCUGCAGAGAAGGGAGCUCUUGGGAUAAGCUGUAUCCUUGGCUCUGCUAUUGCAAGCACAACCUCCAUCUCCCGGAUGGAUGGCCUGGUUUUCCCUUACCAACCCUGGCCUUCCCUUCUCUGUAACUCUCUGCCCAGGCUGUGCCAUCCCUGUGGGAUCUCAGGGUGCCAGGCGCCAUCAGGGCACACUUCUCCAGGUAGCUGAAUGAGUGUGCUUCCUUAGGGUGCCUAGCACUGGUACUGGGGCCUGACUGCCCUGCAGAGGUUGUGGGGGGUCUUACACUGCCCGGAGCCCUGGCUUGUAGACUUCCCACAGCUCCUAGGAAUAGGCCAAGGCACACAUUCUUAUUUCAGUUUAUGACCACCUGUCCCCAUGUACCUCCAGUUGAUAAUUUUCUAUCAUUUAAGACAUGGAGGGGCAGAAAAGAAGUCUUGGGAUGGGUGUAAGGUGUCCAGUCCUGUGGAGAGGCAAGCUGGUCUUACAGGGAUGACUUCCAGCAGCUGUGUGAUUUCAUAAACACGUGAUGUCUAGGUCUGCUCUCUCAACUGCAGAGGGAAGAUGCUGGACUCCUUUCUAGCUGUAGGGCUCAGGGUGAGGGGAAGUCAAACCCUUGCUUUCGUCAUGACCUCCUGCUAUUGCUGUGCCUUCUUCCUUUCCUAAGACAUCACAUCCCUCUCCUCCUCUGUCCUCCUGUUCUUCCCUCCCCAACCAAGGUCCAGGCAGGGCUGCAGAGGACGCUGGGGUCCAGGGUUUCCUAGAGGGCACCUCCCAGUGGCUUAGAAGCCCAGCUCCGGCCUCUUCACUCCCGCAUCGGUGUUGACAGAGGGGCUUGGUAGGGUGGGGCUCGAUCGGGUUGGACAGCAUCUCUUUUGCUGGGGACACACAGUUAGCCAGCUUUCCCAACGCCUAGAACGUGUAUGUCUAUUUGCACAAGAUUGUCUUUUCCUGUUUUGGAGUGGUCAGACAUUUUACUUUUGUUCAAAAUUAUCUGGAGUUUUAGACAAACUUGCAAAACUGUGCUUUUAUUAUGUGACUUUUUGAAUAAACUUUUUUGGUAUUCUGAAGCAAAUGUAUUUAUUUAUUGGUAUGUGCAAUGACAGACUUGGUAUUUUCCCAUGACAUUAUGUAUGUUGUAGAAUUUACUGUUUGUCUAAGCAUAGACAUAUAUCAACAAAUUAAACUUGAAUUGUUUCAACA